CUUGGGUGGUCGGGCAGCUGAGGGAGAGGAUAAGAAGUGUACCAUCCAACGGUUUCUCUCAGUACAAACAUGAUAGUCCAAACUGGAGGGUGAGUUCUGUUUCAAAGAAAGCAGUAACAUUCUAAUUGAGGACUGUCUCAACACUACAGAAAGUUUAUGCAGGUAAGAGACGGUGACAUGGAACUCCAACUCCUUGUGCUUCACACCAGAGAAGGAGAGAGAAAGGAGAGAAGAGAGAAAAUAAAGAGAGUGCCAAGUUCUGCAAUGUUUGUGGUGCUUACAUCACCAAUGUAUUUGAAUAUGUCUUGCAUGGCCAGAGGAAUGACCCCUGGUUCAGGUCCACUCCCUGUCAUGGUGUGGGUCUUCCCACUGGAUGUUUGCCCGUAGGCAAACACAGUUCCUAAGAACAGAG
Geodia barretti is the source of this 412-nucleotide messenger RNA. The record is from the annotation of a GenBank genome assembly. NCBI's taxonomy places the organism in Eukaryota, Metazoa, Porifera, Demospongiae, Tetractinellida, Geodiidae.